Lycium barbarum (goji berry) is the source of this 1832-nucleotide messenger RNA. RefSeq names its product rosmarinate synthase-like. Gene Ontology annotation, molecular function: acyltransferase activity, transferring groups other than amino-acyl groups. Lineage: Eukaryota; Viridiplantae; Streptophyta; Magnoliopsida; Solanales; Solanaceae. The transcript is spliced from 2 exons. The record is from RefSeq and is a predicted model, not a curated record. The coding region runs from base 613 to 1725 and encodes 370 amino acids.
UUAAACAUAAGGUGUGUCAAAGAGAUUUGCAUACAAAUUAGAGGAUAAACUAUGUAUUAAAUCUUUUUUUUUAUCCUUUUCUUUUUUUGUUUAUUGGGGAUGGUUCAGUGGUAGGAGUUGCUACUAAAUUGUUGGAGAGAGUUUGCCUAUAGGAUUUAAUUUGGAGUAACAUGUUUAUCUUGCUCAUGUUUAAACGUGCUAAAUUAUGAUCUUUGUCGACUCGAUUCUGCAAGUUGAAUUCAGAAUGAUCAUUAAAUUAUUGAGUUAAAAUGAGCUAAAUAGUCUAACUACAGGUAAAAAAAACACCCAAACAUAUAAAAUAAAAUCUGAGCUUUAAGAAUUACGUAAACUUGGAAAAACAUAAGCUGAUAAUUUCAAUAAAUACACUAACUUUCACAUUUUGUUCAAAAGCAAAAUUAAGAAGGAAGUAGGGUGUGGGUCAUGCUAGGUGAAUUUACUCGUUAUUUGACCUACUUAACACAACAUAAAAUAUUUCUUUACACCAUUAAUGCAACAUAUAUAACCUAUUAUAAACAGUUAAUUGGUAGCCUUACCUAUAAAAUGCCUGGUAAUAUCACUCAAUUAGCAUGCAUACCUUAAAUUCUUUUCAACAUGGCAAAUUGCAAUGAAAAUGGAGUUGCACAUUCUGGCUCCAACUUGCAAAUUGAAGCAAUCCAAUCAGUGAUGCCAACGAAGUCAACUGAUCCAAGAUUAAUUCGGCAAGUCCUCAUUGGUGAAAAUCCUGGCUCAAGCAAUUUUCAAAGGCGUUUUCACAUGGUCUUUUGCUACAACAAGGCGUCAGAGACAGAUUCAGGGUGGAUGGUUGCUGGGUGGAUUAGGGAGUCACUAGGAAGGACACUUGAUGAAAAUCCAUUACUUGCUGGUAGACUUAGAAGAAAAGGAGAAAAUGAUACUAAUGGAGAGUUUGAAAUUGUAUCAAAUGAUUCUGGUGUUAGAUUGAUUGAAGCUAAAGUGCCAAUGAACUUGGCGGAUUUUCUUGAUCUUAAGGACAAGGAAAAUGUAGAAGCUGAGCUUGUCUUUUGGGAGGAUAUUCAUGAACCAAAUCCUCAGUAUUCACCACUUUUUUAUGUCCAGGUGACAAAUUUCAAUUGCGGAAGAUACUCAAUUGGGAUAAGCUGCAGCCUUUUCUUAGCAGAUCCCUAUGGCAUGACUAGUUUCUUGAAUAGGUGGUCCAAAAUUCACAUCAACAUGGUAUCAGAAGCAGAUAUGCCCAAAAUUCCGACAUUUUUCUUACCAAAUCUUAGGAAAACAGGUUGUUCGCCAACUUUACCCUCGAGUUCGAACACAUGUACUAACCAAGUUAAGGAAACGUUAAUCUUUAAAUUACCCUCGAAGUUCUUGAAUUUAAGAGAUGAUAUCCACAAGAAUCUUGCAGAAAAAUGUGUUGAAGAAGCAGAAGAUAAACUUGGUAAGAAAUUGUCUUCAAAAUUCUGUUUGUUUGUUAGAGAAAACUCACAGGAUAUUAAGGCGGAAACAUUUUCUAGAGAAGGGAUUGUGCCGUUUGGUAAUAUUGAUACUGAAUUAGUUUCAGCUAAUUGGGUUGGUUUGAAAUUAGCUGAUAGCAUAAGGUUUAGUGAAGAAAAUAAGGCUGUCCACUUUUCAUGUUGGAUUGUUAAUUCAGGCAAUGAAGAUCUUGUGUUGAUUACUCCAUCUGAUAUUGGUGACGAAGGUGGUUCUGGAAAGAAUGUUAUAGUUAUAGUUUAGAUAUUAAUCUUUCCAUCGAGAGCAUGUUUACUCUGGACUAUUCAGCACGAAUCCAAAUUAGUCGAGCCCCGCAAAUUUCUAUCAAAAAAUUGUAUGGUUGCUUCCCC